AUGACUAUCACCCAGGAGUCAUCACAGCCAUCUGAGUUCUGGUUAUACGGAUACGGCGAGGAUCACCGAGGAACCCCAAAAGCCCCAGGUCGUGUCGUUACUCUUAUUGAGAGAUCAUACUGGGAACAGCUAACUGACCAUCACGACUCUGCUCCAGAGCGAGUCUGGGGCGUUGCCUACCGUAUCAUCCCUAACAAAGUUGCCGAGGUCAAAGAAUACCUCGAUAUUCGCGAGAUCAACGGCUACACUAUACACUACGCCCCGUUCCAUCCUGCCGAUGGCUCCUCGCCCAUCCGUACUCUGGUUUAUAUCGGCACUCCGGACAAUGAGCAGUUCGUCGGUCCUCAAGAUCCCCAGGAGCUCGCGGAGCACAUCUUCCGCAGUCAGGGGCCUAGCGGCCUGAACAAGGACUACCUUUUGAGUCUUGAUACGGCUCUCAGUGAGCUUGCCCCUGAUAGUGGCGAUAACCAUAUUCAUGAUCUUGCCCGCCGUGUCAGAGAACUCGAGAGUAAUAGCCAUUAUGAGACGAAGACCCGUAACCCAACGACGUCCACUCAUCUCCAGAAGCAUAGUACCGAAGAGUCAGAGGAGAUUGAGGAACCUAAUCAUUAA
This is a messenger RNA of Fusarium sp. VM40, 612 nucleotides long. NCBI's taxonomy places the organism in Eukaryota, Fungi, Ascomycota, Sordariomycetes, Hypocreales, Nectriaceae. The record is from the annotation of a GenBank genome assembly.